AUGGCUGGACAACGAUUUCUGAUCGUACUGAUCGCAGCUUCGAUCUGCUGGGCCUCUUCGAUUCCUGGAAUCUCGGCCAAGAGCUGUGGAUCGAGGCUCCAGUUGAGAUCCCAAAAUGAUCCCAUCGAUCUCAGUAGGCUGAGCGAAAAGCAGCUGCAAGAACUCCUCCAGCAGUUGGCCAAAUUGCAGACAACGAAGGAGGAUGGUGAUGACGGGGAUCUGGCGGAGGAUGAGGAGGACCUGGAUAAGAAUCAGGAUCUGGAGGAUCCCGAGAACGAUCACCGUGGAGGAAGUCGUCCCUGGAACCGAGUGCAGCGCAUCAUCCGACGACAACUGGUGAAGAUACCCAAAAGAUAUCUGAAGAAGUUCCUCAGGCAGUUCGGAUUGGCCAGGAGUAUCGGUUAUAGCGAUCUCAGGAGUACCAAUAUAAUGCCACAGCUGGAGGAGUACUACCUAAUACCAUUGGAAUGA
Molecule: messenger RNA, 471 nt
Organism: Drosophila suzukii
Lineage: Eukaryota; Metazoa; Arthropoda; Insecta; Diptera; Drosophilidae
Source: RefSeq, a predicted model, not a curated record